This is a messenger RNA of Haliotis rufescens (red abalone), 554 nucleotides long. Its product is annotated as derlin-2-like. The transcript has 4 exons. Gene Ontology annotation, molecular function: ubiquitin-specific protease binding; misfolded protein binding. Gene Ontology annotation, cellular component: Hrd1p ubiquitin ligase ERAD-L complex; endoplasmic reticulum membrane. NCBI's taxonomy places the organism in Eukaryota, Metazoa, Mollusca, Gastropoda, Lepetellida, Haliotidae. The coding region runs from base 18 to 554 and encodes 178 amino acids. Gene Ontology annotation, biological process: endoplasmic reticulum unfolded protein response. The record is from RefSeq and is a predicted model, not a curated record.
GGCUGAGAUCAACAAGUAUGGCGGCCCAAACGUUUCAGCAGGAGUAUAUGCAGAUGCCCCCAAUAACAAGGGCAUAUACAACUGCAUGUGUGCUAACAACUAUUGCCGUGCAACUUGAUAUCAUCACUCCAUUCCAAAUAUACUUCAAUCCAGACCUUAUAUUCAGGAGUUAUCAGUUAUGGCGCCUGAUCACCAACUUUCUCUACUUCGGCCCCAUUGGGUUCAACUUCCUGUUCAACAUGAUAUUUGCAUAUCGUUAUUGUCGGAUGUUGGAAGAGGGUUCCUUCAGAGGCCGCACAGCCGACUUCUUCUUCAUGUUUCUCUUUGGAGGUCUUUUAAUGACUAUCAUUGCAUUGUUUGUAAAUCUAGUGUUCCUGGGAAGUGCUUUCACGAUAAUGCUGGUGUAUGUGUGGAGCCGAAGAAACCCCUACAUAAGAAUGAACUUUUUCGGGCUCAUGAACUUUCAAGCACCAUAUUUACCAUGGGUGCUUCUUGGUUUCUCGUUGUUGCUAGGCAACUCUAUAAUAGUUGAUCUUAUGGGUAAGUACAUUUAG